This is a messenger RNA of Hypoxylon trugodes, 2675 nucleotides long. Its product is annotated as acid protease. The transcript is spliced from 2 exons. Lineage: Eukaryota; Fungi; Ascomycota; Sordariomycetes; Xylariales; Hypoxylaceae. The coding region runs from base 326 to 2524 and encodes 732 amino acids. The record is from RefSeq and is a predicted model, not a curated record.
GGUACGGUAUUGAUGGUAAUUGGUCAUCUAUUGGUCUCUUCGUAGGCGAACCGGCUCAGGAGAUCAAUGUUACUAUAAGCACGAGUUUGGCCGAGAUAUGGGUCAUUGAGACGGGUGGUUGCGGACCAAGUGAGUAGUUUAGAUCGGGCAGCACAAACAAGUUGUCGGCUUUGAACAAAUAUCUGACGUAUCCUAACUAGAUGGCCGUUGUGUCGAUGCUCGCGGGGGUGUUUAUAACACCAGCGCGUCGCAUAGUUGGUCGCCGCUCGGUGCUUGGCAGCUUGGUCUAGACUAUCUUGGGCUGGGGGGUAAUGGCGACUAUGCGAUGGAAACAGUCGUCGUAUACGACAGCGUACUUCGUUGGCAAACCUCUUUCAAUAAGCAACUUGUUGCUGGCGUCAAUGAAACCGGUUACUAUACUGGAUUCUUCGGUUUAGGCAUAACUCCCGGUCGCUUUAACAAUGUUGUCGCGCAGAGUCCCAUAUCUGAAUUAGUUGAGCAGUCAGGCACCAUUCCAAGUCACAGCUAUGGCUAUACAGCUGGGGCAUACUACGGUGGUUCACGAGGCACCCCAUUAUCGCUGACUCUAGGUGGUUAUGAUGCUAGCCGUUUCGAACCCCACGAUACCGACUUUAGCCUUAAUGCAACUACGCGACAGCCAGAAGUACUUCUGAGAGCUAUCACCGCCUCCGUCUCCGAUGCUAGCAAAGCACCAACAACAUGGCCAGAGUCAUCGACCUCGCUAUCAUAUUUCAACGAAUCAGUGACCGCCUUGCUUGACAGUACAACGCCCUAUCUUUGGCUUCCUGAAACCAUAUGUGACCGGUUUGCGGCUAGUCUAAACCUCACAUGGAAUGAAACAUUUGGACUAUACCUGUUUCCCGAUAACGACAAUCUAGAGCGAUACCGCUCGUCUCCCGACCUCUCGCUCACCUUCACAUUAUCUAGCCCGGACAACCGUGACGAUUUUGGCCAGCCUCUUAACGUCCCUGGAGUUGUGAAUAUCACUAUCUCCGCCAACGCAUUUAUCCAGAGUCUCCGCUACCCGUUUAUGAACUUGAUCGAAUAUGGCGCGUCAGCGGUGCCAUAUUUCCCUCUAAGGCGGACUAAUGACAGUGGUCGGGUUGUCAUUGGAAGAUCCUUUUUCCAGGAGGCAUAUUUAAUUACAAAUUAUGAAACGAGUAGUUUCUCAAUCCACAAGGCUAAGUUCCCUGACAACCCGCUAAGAGAUACGUCUAUCAAAACCAUAGCAUUCUCCGAUAAGAGCCCCUAUCCUGGUCCACCGCCUCAACCUGGUGAUGGAGGGGGUCUCAGUCAAUCCCAAACCAUAGGCAUAGCUAUUGGAGUUUGCUUCAUUUGCAUAAUCGGCAUUGUGGUUAUUAUCCUCUUACGCCGAAGGAAGAGGAAACAAAGGCAGCAAGCUGAGGAGAAUUCCGAUGAGACUUUCAAAGAUAAGGCCUCCACGAUCUGCUCGUCACCGCCUUCGACCCCCGUAUCUCGUAUUGUCUCAAGGAUGUCGAAGAGGUGUGGGAUGAGGAAGUCUAUCAAAGGGGGUAUCCCGGAAGAGCCUGAAGAGCCUGAUAUACAUAGGGAUAUGAAGAUAUAUGAAUUCGCUGCGGAUCAAAGCCACGAACGCUAUGAAUUGCCAGGACCGGACCCUGUUGAAUUGGACGGCACCAUGACGAAGAAAGCCAUGAAUAUCGGAAACGAAGAAGCUUAUAAAACGGCUGACUACCACUUUGCGAAGUAUCAAUUGGAUCAGCAGAAACGAGGGUUAGUGCCCGAGUAUAACCCUCGCGCGGUGGAAGCACCGACCCACACAUAUGAUGAUGAUAUCGGCCCAACGGAACAUAUUCCGUAUAGGUCAUCGCGCCAUAUGGUCGAGGAUCCGUCGCCAACAUCGAACCAGACGUACGAGAAUUCGAGCAACAAUAUGCCUUCGCCAUUAAGUUCCCAGAGCGAUUGGACCAACAGAAUGCCGGAGGGCUACUCUCCUAUGGGAUUUGUCCCUACUCAAACUCUUUCACAUUCGACUUCGAACCCGAACUUUACAUAUACGCCGUCAUCGCCGUCAUCGUUGAGCAGUCCCGAAACGGCCUCAUUCACUCGUUCCGCUUCGACUGCUGGAUAUAUGUCAUCACAUUCCUCUCAGCCUAUACCGCCUCGCGCUUCGUUUCAAAGAGCACCUAUUGAUGCAUCCCGGGUGGUCUGUUUAGGGCCUUUACCGGACAAUGUAUCACUACCCAACCAACCUUCGCAGCAACCGAUACCCGGAUAUCUCAACAUCGAUGGCCAAAUGGUCGCCUACCCCCCUAUGCCUCCCAUCCCGCAAGACGAGGAAAAUCGGCGCAUGUCCCGGCGUGUAUCUACGGCUGACACGCUAGGCAGCAACUAUACCGUCGAGGAAGAGGCACGCAUGGCCGCAGUACGUGAUGCGACACAUACAUUCGGCCGACUAGACGGUGCUGAUCUCAUUCACAUACCGCAACCAGCAUUAAAACGAUUUAGCUGGGAGGAGCAAUAACAUGUAUACCAUACAACAUCUACUCAAAACCCUCUACCUUUUUGAUACCCCAGGGGAGGCCUUGCGCUUUUGUCUCUUUUCCCUUGUUUUACUCAACCAAUUUUGCUUGACGCCAUUUUCCUUUUUUUUUUUUUUUGUCUAUUCUUUUUUU